Messenger RNA from Lineus longissimus, 3378 nucleotides. Its product is annotated as BTB/POZ domain-containing protein 10-like. Lineage: Eukaryota; Metazoa; Nemertea; Pilidiophora; Heteronemertea; Lineidae. The record is from RefSeq and is a predicted model, not a curated record. The transcript is spliced from 8 exons. Gene Ontology annotation, biological process: positive regulation of phosphorylation. Gene Ontology annotation, molecular function: protein binding. Gene Ontology annotation, cellular component: cytoplasm. Bases 280 to 1581 code for a protein of 433 amino acids.
UCCGAGAAUACAAUAUGGCGAAAAAUGAUGUGUUUUUGUUGGAAUUUCGAUGCAAACUCUCUUUUCCUGGCAAACGUGCCGCCUUAUAGGGAUACUAGUCAUUGUUGAAGCUGCAUACUAGAACCAACUGAGGCGAACCUCGACCAAAGUCUGUACCCCAUUUCUACUGAACCACCUUGACAGGUUUCUUCUGUGUGCUGUCUGGCGACUACUGAAACUGUUGCCAUUGGGUUGAAUCUAUCACAGCAGUGCAGGAUCCUGCCAUCUCACUUGUUUGAGAUGGCACAUCGUCGUUCAGCUGGUCGAAAUCAAGGCUAUGAUAGUAGUAGUGAUACUGAGUUCUCAGAACCUGAGGAUCGUCGUUCAGCUUGUAUGAAAAGAACCAGUUCCUUGGCCCCACCUAGAUCCAAACCUUGUUUAGUACACAAGGAUCGCUCCCUCGACUCCGAUGAACUAGACACAGAAGCUAUGGAAAACGAGUGCCCACCUAAUUCAGUCCUGAAACAGCCAGCGAAUAGUUCUAUUGCUUGUAAUCGAAUGCGAAAGACUUUGAGUAGCAGCCCGGUGCGGAAUUAUGCCUGUCAGAAGAUGGAGGGAGCUCGUGCCCGAGGUGGCACUGAGCGGCUGACGUUAGUUGUAGAUGAGACACGAUUUGUUGUAGAUCCUGAAAUCUUUCGUGCCCAACCGAACACGAUGUUAGGAAGAAUGUUCACAUCUUCGUUAGAUAACAACUUUACUCGACCGAAUGAAAGAGGAGAGUUCGAAGUUGCAGAUGGAAUUUCAUCCACAAUUUUUAGAGCAAUACUUGAAUAUUACAAAGUUGGUAAUGUGCGUUGUCCUCCCAGUGUUUCUGUGCAGGAGCUCCGAGAGGCUUGUGAUUACUUGUUAAUUCCAUUCGAUGCAACUACAGUCAAAUGUCAGAAUCUACGUGCUUUAUUACAUGAAUUAUCCAACGAUGGUGCAAGGGAACAGUUUCAAGAGUUCCUUGACAACUACAUCCUUCCUCACAUGGUAGCGUGCGCCCAGCACGGUGACCGUGAGUGUCAUAUCGUCAUCCUCUGUGAGGAGGAUGUCGUCGACUGGGAUGAGGAGUACCCACCACAGAUGGGCGAGGAGUACUCUCAGAUUAUUUAUAGCACGACUAUGUACCGCUUUUUCAAAUACAUCGAGAAUCGUGAUGUUGCCAAGUGUGUGUUGAAGGAAAGAGGUCUGAAGAAGAUACGCUUAGGAAUUGAGGGCUAUCCUACGUACAAGGAAAAAGUGAAGAGAAGACCUGGUGGAAGGCCAGAAGUAAUCUAUAACUAUGUGCAGCGACCAUUCAUCCACAUGUCCUGGGAGAAAGAGGAAAACAAGAGUCGCCAUGUGGACUUCCAGUGUGUCAAGAGCAAGUCUAUAACGAACCUGGCAGCCGCGGCUGAUGAAGGAAUCGAUGGGGCCCAACAGCCCCAACCGGCAAUUCUAGUCCUCGCUGCUGACCCAUUGCCUGCACCACCAGCUCCUGUACCCCAAGUUGUUCUCCCACCACAGCCUUCGCCCUCGGAGCCUUACCCUGACGUGCAACUCCCUCCGGAAGCUGAGUGAUCAGCGGUGCUGGUGUUGCCAUGUAGAUCCAGCUUCGACUUGGGUCAUGAACAAGGAGGUUUGGCAGCCUCUUGAUUAAGUCUGAUUUGCACUCACCCACUUCGGCAGUGUGGUCUACCAAACCUGAAAAACUUUUCGAAAAAAAGAAGAAACUUUGUUCAGACAGUCAAUAUGAUCAACUUUUCUUCAAAAAUUUUCGUACAUGCACGUUAGAUUCUGUGAAAAUGUGGGUAGUAAAUGUUGUCUGCUCAAGUCUUGUAUAAAUGCAUGAGUGAAGUUGACAUGUGCUUCCAUCAUUGAUGCCAUAAAAAAUGAUAGCUGUGACUGACGUCAUCGUUAUAUUACAUUUGGGGCAGACUUUAUUGCACAUGUUGGUAAGAGGGUUGUAAAAAAUAAUCUGAGGUGUGUCGUUUCUAAAAUUGAUGGUUGUCUUAUUUUUGAUCAUCAGGUGUCCGAUUAAUGGCAACUGAAAACUAGUACUAUAUUUAGUGCUAGUUCUCAUCGGUCAUUAUUGUAUUGUCAAUUUCAUACAUCAUUUCAUGUCAUCCUUAUAUAAUGUGUACAUUUCAUCACUGAACAUUUUCAGUAUUAAUGGUGAGAAUUCAUGGUUUAUUUAUUAACUGACUCAAAUGGAAUGUGGGAAACUUCAAAAUAAAAAAGUAAUACUGCCAUUGAACAUAUAGAGUUAGAGCUAUUGAUAAUUGUAAUAUAAGAACUCAUUCCUUUCUGCAGAAACCUGUCUCUAAAUUAGCAACAUCAAGUUUGGAGUAGGGGGUCAGUGGGAUUCUCAGAAUCUCACAUUGUGUCUGCACAAAGAAAGGAGUGUUGCUUACUAGUAAUGCACUGAUAAUACUGCCAUUACAUACAUGUACUGCACAUUCUCUGGUAUGUAUAUAUCAGCAUUGGUGUACUAUUGACAAUGUAUUGCCCAGAAGGUGGGAGGAUUGCUGAUAACAAGUAGGCUUUAAAGAACCAGCGGAGUUUUGAACGCUUUCCAAGUUCACUCACUGCCCUAUUUAGGAUCAACAACGCCUUAUGACCUGGUUACAGUAAACUUUAUAUGAGCCUUUCUCUCAUCUUCUAGGAUGAUAUCUAGUUCUCUUUUCUGGUGUAUUAGUAUUGUCAUUUCUGAUUAGCCACUGACUCUUAUAAACAAGUGAGAUACAUAUACUGUAUAUGGUAAUAGGUAGCAUUGAGUAAAAUGUCGUUGUCACUGUUUUUGUACAUAAAUGUGUGUUGUACUGGGAACUGUCAAUAUUACGGGGAAUUAUUUUUUAGUUAAUUUCACAGAAAAAUUCAAUUUGCGAAAAUAAAAAUCACCGACUGACUGAAAGUUCAUGAAAUGUCUAUGCUGUUGGAACAGCUUUGUCGAGUUUUGUGACAUGAGACUGUAUUUGUGGAUGAAGUUCUAGUUUUACAUACAAUAAUUUAACAGCUAAUAGAAUUUAGACGCAAUAAGGCUGUGUUGUUUCACAGUUAUGUAGAGUGGCAGUCAAUUGUAAUGGGCAUCAUAAUCUCUUCUGAAGUUAAUUUGGCAUGUUGAAAUAGUGAAGGACUGGGAGAAUUCCAUGUUCCUGUUGGAGGGGUUAUUUGGAAGUUUCCAUUGCGUCACUGUAUCUUUUGUACUCUUAGGAUUGAUUGAUUUGUUUCCCUGUGUUGUAUGACAAGUUUCAAGCAAAGUAACUCAACAUAAGAGAUUGUGGUGCUCAUUGCAGUUUGUUUGUAUUCGUAUUUGUACAGUGAGCCCUUCAUGUGAUAUCAACAUUGCUUCUGCAAUAAACUUUUCUUACUCUUCAA